This is a messenger RNA of Pipistrellus nathusii (Nathusius's pipistrelle), 1575 nucleotides long. Lineage: Eukaryota; Metazoa; Chordata; Mammalia; Chiroptera; Vespertilionidae. The record is from the annotation of a GenBank genome assembly.
AUGUUCCACUGCAUCCCCCUGUGGCGGUGCAACCGUCAUGUGGAGACCAUCGACAAGCGCCACUGCUCGCUGGUCUACGUCCCCGAGGAGAUCUACCGCUACGCCCGCAGCCUGGAGGAGCUCUUGCUGGACGCCAACCAGCUCCGCGAGCUGCCCGAGCAAUUUUUCCAGCUGGUCAAAUUACGAAAGCUUGGACUUAGUGAUAAUGAAAUUCAGCGGCUCCCUCCAGAAAUAGCAAACUUCAUGCAGCUGGUAGAACUUGAUGUGUCCCGAAAUGAUAUUCCUGAAAUUCCAGAAAGCAUCUCAUUCUGUAAAGCACUACAGAUAGCUGACUUCAGUGGAAACCCACUGACUAGAUUACCAGAAAGCUUCCCUGAAUUACAGAAUUUGACAUGUCUUUCUGUAAAUGACAUCUCGUUACAGUCCCUACCCGAGAACAUUGGCAAUCUCUAUAACCUGGCUUCACUGGAACUGAGAGAGAAUCUUCUUACAUAUCUUCCUGACUCUCUGACUCAGCUACGAAGACUAGAAGAACUUGAUUUAGGAAACAAUGAAAUAUACAAUUUGCCAGAAUCAAUUGGAGCUCUCUUACAUCUAAAGGAUCUUUGGUUGGAUGGAAAUCAAUUGUCAGAAUUACCUCAGGAAAUAGGAAAUCUGAAGAACCUGCUGUGCUUAGAUGUCUCUGAAAACAGGUUGGAAAGACUUCCUGAAGAAAUCAGUGGCCUGACUUCAUUAACAGAUUUAGUUAUUUCCCAGAACUUACUAGAAACGAUUCCGGAUGGCAUUGGAAAACUAAAGAAGCUGUCGAUCUUGAAGGUGGAUCAGAACAGACUAACACAGUUGCCUGAAACAAUUGGGGACUGUGAGAGCCUCAGUGAACUGGUUCUCACAGAAAACCGACUCCUGACCUUACCUAGGAGCAUUGGAAAACUUAAGAAGUUGACCAACUUGAAUGCAGACAGAAAUAAAUUAGUAUCUUUACCAAAAGAGAUCGGUGGGUGCUGCAGCCUCACUGUGUUCUGCAUGCGGGACAACAGACUGACCCGGAUCCCCGCUGAGGUGUCACAGGCCGCAGAGCUUCACGUCCUGGAUGUGGCAGGGAACAGGUUGUCACAUCUGCCCUUGUCUCUGACGGCCUUGAAGUUGAAGGCUUUGUGGUUAUCUGACAACCAGUCCCAGCCUCUGCUCACAUUCCAGACGGACACAGACCUCACCACAGGAGAGAAGAUUUUAACCUGUGUCUUACUUCCUCAGCUGCCUUCUGAACCUACUUGCCAAGAGAACCUGCCUCGCUGUGGGGCCCUGGAGAGCUUGGUGAAUGACGUCUCCGACGAGGCCUGGAACGAGCGGGCAGUACACAGAAUCAGUGCAAUCCGAUUUUUGGAAGAUGAAAAAGAUGAAGAAGACAAUGAAAUGAGAACACUUCAGAGGCGGGCCACGCCACACCCAGGGGAGCUAAAGAAUAUGAAAAAGACAGUGGAGAACUUGCGGAACGACAUGAAUGCUGCUAAGGGACUGGAUUCCAACAAGAACGAGGUCAAUCAUGCUGUUGACCGAGUGACCACUUCUGUGUAG